Messenger RNA from Xylona heveae TC161, 464 nucleotides. RefSeq names its product putative 60S ribosomal protein L39. Lineage: Eukaryota; Fungi; Ascomycota; Xylonomycetes; Xylonales; Xylonaceae. The record is from RefSeq and is a predicted model, not a curated record. Gene Ontology annotation, molecular function: structural constituent of ribosome. Gene Ontology annotation, cellular component: cytosolic large ribosomal subunit; ribosome. The transcript is spliced from 2 exons. Gene Ontology annotation, biological process: translation. The coding region runs from base 297 to 464 and encodes 55 amino acids.
CGACGACUACUUUCGCCCAGUUCACCGCGGAAGACAUUCAAGAUGCCGGUAUGUUACCUUCUUUUUGGUUUCAUAGGAAUCUUUAAAUCAAGCGAAAGAGGAGGGAAAUAUGAAAUACCUAGAUUGAUGCUGUUCGGAUACGAGGGUGAUUCAGUUGGCGACAUCCACUGAAUCUUUCAUCCGAGCCGUCAUGAAACAUCUGGAUCAUCCGUAUCUUCAGUCGAGAUAAUUUAGAGGAAUUUCGAGAAAUUUGGGCUGGAACGCUCGAGCUUAUAUGGGAUUCGAAAUGGAAGCUGAUGCGAAUAUCUUCACAGAGCCACAAGACCUUCCGGACGAAGCAGAAGCUCGCCAAGGCGCAGAAGCAGAACCGCCCUAUCCCUCAGUGGAUCCGUCUCCGGACUGGUAACACCAUCGGCUACAACGCCAAGAGAAGACACUGGCGCAAGACCCGCCUCGGCUUGUAA